UUAAAGAUUUCAUUUCCAGUCUUUUAGUCGUUUUUAGGGCUAUUUUCGCGGCUUCGUCUGUAGUGAUUCUUUGAAUUCCUGUAUCCUUCGGCUCCGAAAUUCAUGUCAGCCUCGAUCCAACCAGUGCAGAAAAUAUAGCUGCAUCCGAUUGAAUUGAAUCACUCUUCCAGUUUUUUUGUGUUGUAGCCAGCUUUUAUGAGAGGGAUCACCACGAAUGGAGAAGACUUGCCAAGAAGAGGAAUCGGGAACUUCAUCUGCAGGUGUCUUUGAGGUACCGGGAGAACCUGCCGUUGUCAUCAAUGGGGUUCCACAUGUGGGCUGCAGUGACAAUGCUUCCCUUCAGUUUGGUACUUCGAGCAAUGUAGAAUCAAGACAGAAUACUGGUUUUGGUGAAUGGUUGGAAGGCAGAGAAGUCCGGAAAAUGUUUGGUGAGCAAUUUUACUCUGGUACAGUAACUAAUUUUGACAGAGAAACAGGUUGGUAUAGAGUGGUAUAUGAAGAUGGCGAUUUCGAAGAUCUUGAGUGGCAUGAAUUGGAGGGGGUACUUCUGCCAUUGGAAAUUUCAGUGCCAUUGAAAACAAUGGCGUUGAAGAUCCUAAAGAAGUGUGAGAAACCCUCUCAUAAGCCGGUGAAACAUGCAGCUAGAUCACGAAAACCUCGAGGUAAGAAUGUGGAAUGAGGAAAGACCAUGGAGGAGCUUUGCUGUUCUUCAGUGGCAGUCCAAAAGCAAAAGAAUUCAAGGAGGCCUGGGGAAUCAAAGCAGGAGAACAAAAAUGAAUAUGGAGAACUUUUUCUGAAAGUAAUGUUGUAUUUCUGUUAGGCGACAGCUUAAUCUCAAAAAGCAGCUGCGAGAAGAAUGCUCAAGGGGAAAAGUUAGAAUUGUAUGCAUUUUCUAAAAAAUGUAUGUUUUCUCUGAUUCUAGUCUUCCCUUGCAUUGAAUAUUUACUUAUUUAUGUAUGACACUGGCUACAAGAUCAGUAUGGGAGCAUUCUAAAGUGAAGGAAA
Macadamia integrifolia is the source of this 1005-nucleotide messenger RNA. RefSeq names its product dirigent protein 17-like. The record is from RefSeq and is a predicted model, not a curated record. Lineage: Eukaryota; Viridiplantae; Streptophyta; Magnoliopsida; Proteales; Proteaceae. The transcript is spliced from 2 exons. Bases 215 to 679 code for a protein of 154 amino acids.